This is a messenger RNA of Paramormyrops kingsleyae, 2932 nucleotides long. It is a transcript of the gene fkbp7, whose product is annotated as FKBP prolyl isomerase 7. The record is from RefSeq and is a predicted model, not a curated record. Lineage: Eukaryota; Metazoa; Chordata; Actinopteri; Osteoglossiformes; Mormyridae. Gene Ontology annotation, molecular function: calcium ion binding; peptidyl-prolyl cis-trans isomerase activity.
CGGGGGGGCUGGAUCUGAGGCCACACGUCAUUCCUUGCCACGCUGGCGUCGUCGUGAUGGCCGUGUUCAUGUGUCUCUUUCUGUACCUGCAGCUCUGCAGCUCCUGGGGGGAUCCCGCAGCCGCCGGCGGGGGCUUGGACGAGGUUCAGAUCGAGGUGCUUUUCAUACCCGAGGACUGUACACGGAAAAGCCGCAGAGGCGACCUGAUGAAUGCGCAUUAUGACGGAUACCUGGCGCAGGACGGGACCAAAUUUUACUGCAGCCGGUCGGAUAAAGCUGGCCAUCCCCAGUGGUUCAUCCUCGGAGUCGGACAGAUCAUCAGAGGCCUUGACAUGGGUAUGAUGGGCAUGUGUGCAGGGGAGAAACGCAAAAUCACCAUCCCUCCGUCGCUGGCUUACGGUGAGAAGGGCAAAGACCCGUUGAUUCCCCCAAACGCCACAGUGAUAUUUGAAGUGGAGGUUUAUUCUGUGUCCAGAGGACCGCGCAGCAAGGAGGGCUUCAUGGAAAUAGACGUGGACAUGGACAGGAGCCUCAGUAAAGAUGAGGUGAGGAAGCACUUAAAGCAAAGUUACGAGAAGGACGGCAGACAGCAAGAAGAAAAAUUUUAUGAUGCUAUUAUUGCUGAUUUAUUUCGCAAGAGUGAUCAUGAUGGAGAUGGAGAGAUAUCUGCAAAGGAGUACAAUGUUUACCAGCAUGACGAAUUCUAGCAUCCUCUGAGUCUCCCCUAGCCCGAGGCACAUGAUGAUUUUCUAACAAAAACUGCCCCAAAGCUCAAUACCUCAACAAAUAAAUGCCAACACAUUUUUUCUCUUUGGUUCCUUUAGUUAUUUUUGUUGUUGUUCAUGUAUCACAAAGGGGUUAUGUAAUGUUGUAUGUAAUGGAGUUUUAUCAUGUGGUUCUCGUUUUAAAGAGCAUCUGAACUGUAUUUUGGAGUUCCAAAAUCCAUGACUGAUAAAUAGACUUUUGUACAUAAAUAAAUCGUUUUUUUUGCUUUAAAACCCAGGAAUUUAAUGAGAAACAGAAUGUGAAAAAUCUUUAUUGGGGUUCACUAAAUGUGACAUAUAAAAUGCUUCACUGGCUUGCGUUGCUAGGUCUGACUGAAUUAUGCAGACCACCAUGGAGACCAUCUGGAAGCUAAUUAGCACCAACCUGUCUGCAGCACUGAACUCCGGUGCACCUCAAGCUUCUCGUAACUGUGUUUUACAGAAGCCUGCUUUGUCAGCAUCACCCAGUGGCUGUCACUCAGUAGAGCUGAGGCAAUACCCUGUAUUCACCUGGUGGUCUUGUGCCACAGGUCAAAACAGGGCACCACGUGCAAUCGGAUGUAUUUCUGUCCAUUGGAGGAGCACUCAAGGCAGCCAUAGACAGUCUCCCGCCGUUGCUGGCCCAUGCCACAGAGCGCACAUGGGCCCUUGGGGAUGUUGUGGUUUAGCAGGUUGAUGCGGGUGUGAGAGCCUUCCCGUAGGUAGCCUGUGGAGAUGUCUGUCAUGCUCGCCGCCUUCUCAUAGUAGUCUGCCACAAGGUCCUCCAUGUACAUGUCAGAGUGGGCUACCUCCACAAAUGUCCUGUCAUCUUGACAUGAGGAGAAAAUGGCUGUCAUUUUCCCUCAUCAAGACAAACAGUCAGUCCGUAAACAGUCAAACAUGAGAAGUGGUUUCUGGGCCCGACCUGCUCUGAAGGGGUUUCCGUACACCAUGCCUGAGAAGAACCUUCUCAGGCGUCCAAAGGACAGGCGGCUGAUGAAGCCACCCAGCUGCUCUCGAAUUUGCUCCUUCUCAAAGCCACCAGGGGACUCGGAUGUUACGCAAAGGUCUUAACAACACGGCAUAUGGGACAAAAACAUCUGUGUGAUUGCAUGUCCAUUAGCUGUCUAGUUACUUGGCACAUCAUAUCAUGCUGUGUAUUUUUGGUUAUAGAUUUGAGUACCCUGUAGGUAAUUCAUAGAGAAUAGUAUGUGUACACAGCUUGUCCAGGAAAUGCUUACCCAGUGUCCCAUCCAGUCUUACAAAAAGCUCAAAUAUGCUGUAUGCGAUUGUUGUAUGUGCUGGUAUCACUAUGGCCUUAUCACGGCCCUUUGGUUUGCGGUCAUCAUCAAUCUGAAACUGAUGCAAGAAAUGUAACCAACCAAUCACAGGUGGCAGCAGGAAGUGGAAACUUGCUCAGUGUUUGUGAGUAGUCACCCUCAUAGUCUUCCCCCGCAUUCCCGCAUGCACAGUGAGGGAACACUGUCGAGUCGUGCGGAUGCUCUCCAUGACGACACACAGAAUGGCCCGCCCACUCUCCUUUGAUUGGCGGAUAAGACAGUGGUCUAGAUCCACUUUCCUGAAGUGAAACAUUUGCAUUUGAAGAGGUUACACAUUUUGGGCAACUGACAUGAACUCAAUUACUGCUGUGAGCCUUUACGCACCAGCACCCAUGCAGUACAAAGAAAAGGUCAAGUGUUUGAAUUGGUGGGGAUCUGGGGAGGGGAGGGGAGAGCCCUGCAGAGGGCAGUGUGGUGCACCAAGUGAAUCACCAAGACAACACUGCCCACUGUGCAGGACAUCUGCAUCCAACAAAGUAGGUCCGCCAUAAUCUGCAUUAUCAGAUACACCUCCCAAGCUAUAAACUGUUCCCGUGGCUGUGCCUUAUGGUCUGGACUGAGCGGCUGAGCAGGCCAUUAGGAUCAUUAAUACCACCUAUUUAAAAACUAAAAAAGCGUGAAACUGCAACUUGCACUUUAAAUAUUUUCUCCUAUUUAUAACUUUAUCUUUACUUUUAUACUUUUAUAUAUUUCUGUAUUUUAGUAGUUAUUUUGUUAACUUACAUUAUUUAAUUUUGUUGUCCUUGUACCUUGUUUAUUGAACAGUCUAUAGUGGCAAUUUCAUUUUACAGCUGGUGUACCACUAUUUUUGUGCAUGUGACAAAUAAAGAUCUUCAAUUUUGAAUCAAA